GGCCCUCAGGCCAAUGCUGAAAGGCUUUUUGCUUGGCCUCGCGUUUCCCGCGCUACGACAGUCCAAAGUGCUGUACUUUUUAGCGAGCAAUCGCUCAGAGUUUCAUUGAGACCGCCUGCUUUGGCUAGGAUUUUUUUUCUGAUAUUGCGUUUACCUCAACACGUAUUGGGCAGUUUGGGGAGUUUGGGAAAUACCGCUUUUUGCUGUUAAGACUAGCUACCCAAGCCAUACAAAACCACGCCUCAGACAUCUACCCAGCUUGCAACAACACCAGUCCCAAAAUCCCGCAUUCUUCCCUGCGACCCCGCAAAUGAAAGACGCACAACCACCACAGCAGCAGCAGCAGGACGCCGCCUCGUCAUCCUGCAAAGCCGAUGUACGACAGCCCAUCUCACGUGACAGCUCCCUUAUGCCCCGAUACUUAGAGCUUAUCCGUUCCGGUGCAAAAACAGUUGAAGGACGGAUCCGCGCUGGCAAGUGGGCAGACGUCAUUCCGGGCGACAUCUUCCGGUUCUUCAGUACGGAGGAUGCGGCCGCGUGCGUAACGUGCCGUGCGGCAUCAGUACGGCAGUACAACAGCUUCCAGGAGAUGCUCGAGCGGGAGGGUUUGCAUGCUUGUUUACCGGGCGUGGCGAGUUUGGCUGAGGGGGUUGAGGUGUACCGGGGGAUUCCCGGGUACAGGGAGCGAGAGGGAGUGGAGGGCGUGGUUGGAGUGGGCGUGGUGGUGCUGCAGGAUAGUUAGUCGCUGAGCGGCUGAGGGCCAAGGCGACGGCUGCAGGUGUGUGCAUGUAAUACAGGUGUGUUUGUGUAAGUUGAAGCACUCGACAUGUGAUGGGCAAAUCGUGAUCGCCAACAAACGGACGGUAUUGUACGGUGCAAGCGGCUCCUGACUCUUUUACAGGCUCACACAGCGGCCAUUAUGUAUUUCAAGCUGCGUCUUGACUAACCCAGACUGUGUGAAUUAUUGUUGCAGACUGGUAUAGCCACCAAUCCAGUAACAGGAUGUGGAAGGACCCGUGGGUCGGGGUGUGACGCCUCCUGAGGAACUCUAGUCUUGCUUGUGAGGUCUCCGGACACGUUGUGAGGGGCUGUAAGAGGCUCGGUGUUUGCAAGCACUUGUCUG
Messenger RNA from Astrephomene gubernaculifera, 1123 nucleotides. The record is from the annotation of a GenBank genome assembly. Lineage: Eukaryota; Viridiplantae; Chlorophyta; Chlorophyceae; Chlamydomonadales; Astrephomenaceae.